UUCCAGUUAACCCGACAUCAACAAAACCUUUGAAUCUGAAUGCGCUCAUAGCAACUGAAUAAUUAACCAGAACUGAAGUGUUGUAUGUUCAUAUUGCGCGCGUAAAUAUAUUUUCAGUGAAAAUAUAUGUGGACAGACGCAGAAACUUCUGGGUCGCUCUAGUGCUCUGUAGAUGCCGCAGGCUGUCAGCGGGCGUCAUCGUUUUUCUGUUGUUGUGACGGCGCAAACCGAGGAAGCAAUGGCAGUCCCGGUAGCUGCCACAUUACAGCUGAGCACAUCAUCAAGCCCGCCGGGUCUGCUGGAGCACAACAUUCACAUCAGAGACAGAGAUUUGGGAGGCAUUUCAAGUGAUAAAGAAAAUGACACGCUGCCUUUACAUUCUCCGUGGACUUUCUGGCUUGAUAGAUCUCUGCCAGGAACAACAGCAGCUGAAUGUGAGUCAAACUUGAAGAAAAUCUACACAGUGGAGACCGUCCAGAACUUCUGGAGAGUUUACAACAACAUACCCGGUGUCUCCAGCUUGCCUCUGAGAUGUAGCUAUCAUCUGAUGAGAGGGGAAAGAAAACCCCUCUGGGAGGAAGAAAGCAACGCUAAAGGCGGCGUUUGGAAAAUGAAAGUACCAAAAGAGUGCACCUCUGUUGUGUGGAAGGAGUUGCUAUUGGCUACUAUUGGGGAGCAGUUCAGCGAUUAUUGUGCCUCAGAGGAUGAAGUGGUUGGGGUCAGUGUCAGUGUAAGAGACAGAGAAGAUGUCUUUCAGGUCUGGAAUGGAAAUGCUUCGUGUGCCAAUGAGUCAAAAAUCUUAGGAAGAAUCAAUGAGCUCCUGCCACAAAUACCCUUUAAAGCAGUGUUUUACAAGCCACACGAGGAGCACCAUGCUUUUGAAGGAGGUCGAUCAAGACAUUAACAUUUUGCACAUCAGACCCUUGAGAUAUAAAAGAUUUUUUUGUUGUUGCUUAUGAACAUGUUUUGGACCGUAAUAUUUGGGCAAAUUUUGAAGCGGUUGGGUUGAAGCUCGUAGUUUCUCAGUGUAUCGUAAUUACCUCAAAAUGUAGCCCAUGUAUUAUGACUCGCAAUUGAUGGAAUUCCCCCAUCUUCUGAGCACUACUGUCACUCAACUAUAUCCAAAAUACUUUUGUUUUAGCCAAAAGCAAAAACCAUUAUAGUUUCAUUUUAUCUAUGGCAGUGUUUGUAUGUUUUUAUACUGCAACAUUUUGCAAAACUGUAACCAAAAACAGCAGAUCAUGUACAGUCAAAUGUUUUUAGAUGUAUUAUAGCAUAUUUUGUGCAGUUUCCUGAGCACAAACAAAGCUAGGUCUUUAAAUUAAAUCUCAUUUUUGGAUCUAAGAGGAGGCCUAGUUCCACAAAGCAAACCUUUAACAAUACAUAACAACGCUUUUCUAGUCAGCUCUUUUCUCUGUUUUGUAUCUUACAGCCAAAAUACAGUUGCCUAUACUGGAGAACGUAAAUAUUUAGUAUGCUGUAAUGCUAGUAUUUGAGCAGAAAAUUGCACAUUCUUUUUUUAUUUACUUCUUUAGAAUAUGAAUGGAUUGUGAAAAGAAAAUGUUCGUGUUACAAUAAAAUGACCUCAGUACAUAAAACAUUAUGAGUAGAUGCUGAGAAAUAUAUGCAAUCAUUUCCAUUCUGUAGAAUUUGCAGCAAAUUUGCAGUGUUGUGGUUGUAAUUUUGUUAAAGCUUCUGCCCUAAAUCAAGCACUUUGUUUCUUAUGUCUAAGACAUCAGACAGUCCCUCCAGGAUUAAAUAGAAUUGUGAUAACUGAGACCAAAUACCCUUUUGGUUUUGUGUCACCUUUUCUGAUGAAGUGUAAUGCUGUUUUUAUUUUUGUUUGUUUUGUAAGAGGUUUCUUUUUCAGCUUUUAAUAGAAACAUUUGUGAUGUGUGAAUGGCAAAGUUGAAAUGAUAUGUUUUUUUUUUUUUUAUGUGUUCAUAAGACCUGUGUUAGAAUUAAAAUUUGUGAAACCUACCCUUUGUAAAGCAGAUAAUAUUGGCCCCGGCAUAAAUGAACAAAGACAUGACACACAGAAAUCUGUCUGUGGGGCACAAAAAAAAAAAAGAAAGAUGAUCUAAAUCUCACAUUAUUGUAUGGCUGCUUGUGGCCAGUUUUAGUGUAUUUGUACAAUUCACUGGUGUUGGUGAAGUGAUGGACUGCAGCAUGGUCGAAUCUGUAUGAAACAAGUUAAUCAGAGAUGGUUUACUACUGCUGCACCAAAAGAUUUUCAGUUUCUCUCAGAUCCAUAGCUUUAAAGUUUUCUUUUUUGUCUUUAUUUGUAUUUGUAUUAUUUACAAAAAUCAUAAUCAUAUUAGUGAAAUGUUGAAAUUUAGGAAGUCAAAUUAUUAUACAUCUCACCAAAGGCGCCUUUCCCGUGUGUUUGUGUGUGUGUGAGAGUGUGUUAGUGAGGGAGUGAGAUGGACUUUUCUAGGCGGCAUAAUGCAGAGCAGAUUUUCAUGUGUACUAGUACUAUAAUACUAAGACAUCUGAGUUAUUUAUAAAGCUAGUGGCUUGGCAUGGAUUCUCUGCUCAAGUCAAGAAUACGGAGGAAUAUAUUUUCCGACCACUGACUUUGCCAAACUUAACAUUGCUUUAUUUUCCCUUUUGUUGUUCUGUUGUCCAUGUAACAAUGUUAAAAAGCACAUACUGUAGGAUAAGAAAAUUACUGUACCCUUGCACAUAUGCAGUCGACCACUCACUUAAGAUCUCAGACCUUGUAACUGAUUGUUGAUCUUGGAUGGUGCCUUGUGUUUACCAGCAGUUUAGAAUGUUACAGUCAUCUGUGUUCAGCAUGUUGAAACUGUAUUUAGUCAUGUUUCUCUAUUAGUUUUACACGUGUUUGAAAAAUAAAGAUGCCUAAACCUAA
Messenger RNA from Thunnus maccoyii (southern bluefin tuna), 2872 nucleotides. RefSeq names its product eukaryotic translation initiation factor 4E type 3-like. The transcript is spliced from 8 exons. NCBI's taxonomy places the organism in Eukaryota, Metazoa, Chordata, Actinopteri, Scombriformes, Scombridae. Gene Ontology annotation, cellular component: eukaryotic translation initiation factor 4F complex. Gene Ontology annotation, molecular function: RNA 7-methylguanosine cap binding; translation initiation factor activity. The coding region runs from base 173 to 904 and encodes 243 amino acids. The record is from RefSeq and is a predicted model, not a curated record. Gene Ontology annotation, biological process: translational initiation.